Molecule: messenger RNA, 4598 nt
Organism: Peromyscus californicus insignis
Lineage: Eukaryota; Metazoa; Chordata; Mammalia; Rodentia; Cricetidae
Product: T-cell-specific guanine nucleotide triphosphate-binding protein 2-like
Exons: 2
Coding region: 308-1552 (414 amino acids)
Biological process (GO): defense response; cellular response to interferon-beta
Cellular component (GO): endoplasmic reticulum membrane
Molecular function (GO): GTPase activity; GTP binding
Source: RefSeq, a predicted model, not a curated record
UCCAGCCAGAAAAGUAUAGACAGCAGGGGCUGUGUGUGGACCAGGACCGAUAAAGUAACUGGGGGAAGAUCAGGCUCUCCAUCCCAAGUGCUCCUCCGUUCUUGGUGCAGUCCUUCCUAGGACAUCAGAACUCCACACCUCACUUCUUUUCUUCCUGAACAUCCUGAGUCUGAAUUCCAGUUCUAGAUCAUUCCGAGGGGACUGACCCUGCUGGAGUGCAAAGACCUUCCCUGAGAGGAGAGCCUUCAAGAGGUGCCAUUGCCAUCAGAUCAAGGUCACCACUGCUGAGCUUCUACUGGACAGAGCCAUGGCUUGGGCCUCUAGCUUUGAUGAAUUCUUUAAGAAUUUUAAGAGGGAAAGUAAAAUCCUCUCUGAGGAAAACAUCACCUUGAUUAAAUCCUACAUUGAGCAAAAUGACCUCCAGGAAGCACUUUCUGUAAUCAACAAUGCACUGAGAGACAUCGAGAAUGCCCCGCUGAACAUUGCUGUGACAGGGGAGACAGGGACAGGGAAGUCCACAUUCAUCAAUGCCCUCAGGGGGGUGGGGCAGGAAGAAGAAGGUGCAGCCACCACUGGAGUGACAGAGACAACCAUGGAGAGAAAGCAGUAUGACCACCCCAAGUUUCCCCAGGUGAAAAUAUGGGACCUGCCUGGCAUUGGGUCCACUAACUUCCCACCACAAAACUACCUAACAGAAAUGAAGUUUGCUGAAUAUGACUUCUUCAUUAUUGUCUCUUCUACACGCUUCAAAGAAAAUGAUGCACAACUAGCCAAAGCCAUCAAAGAGAUGAAGAUGAAUUUCUACUUUGUCCGAACCAAGACAGAUAAUGACUUAUAUAAUGAACAGAAGAGUAAACCUAAGUCUUUCAAUAAGGAGAAUGUCCUGAUGAACAUCAGAAAAGACUGUUCAAAGCAUCUCCAGGAGGUUCUCUCCAGUGAACCUCCAGUCUUCUUGGUCUCUAACUUGGAUAGGUCUGGCUAUGACUUCCCAAAUCUGGAAAUGAAACUCCUAAGGGAGCUCCCAGCUCAUAAGCGCCACAUCUUCAUGCUAUCCUUGCACAGUGUUACUGAGGACACCAUUAACCUCAAGAGAGAUUCCUUGAAGCAGAAAGUCUGGCUAGAGGCCGUGAAGGCUGGAGUAUUGGCCACCAUUCCACUUGGUGGCAUGAUCAAGGAUGAUCUAGAGAAUCUGGAUGAAACAUUCAACCUCUACAGGUCUUACUUUGGGCUGGAUGAUGCCUCAUUGGAAAAGAUUGCUGAAGAUUUUGACAUGUCUGUGAAUGAAUUCAAGGUGCACCUUCAGUUUCCCCAUUUGUUUGCAGAAGACAAUGAUGUGACCUUAGGAGACAGACUAGUGAAAUAUAUCAAACACAUUUCCUCCGUUACUGGUGGACCACUUGCUACCUGCAUUUACUACAGAAAGACUUACUAUUUGCAGAAUCUCUUUCUGGAUACUGCUGCAAAUGAUGCCAUAGCUCUUCUUAAUAAGGAAGCUCUUUUUGAAAAGAAGGUGGGACCAUAUAUAUCUAAGCCCCCCGAUUACUGGGAAUGAUGGGAAAAUGAGGCACAAGCUCCAGUCAGUACUUACUUUUCACCUUGCCUGGGACACUGACUCAUAACCUUUUCCAGAGUAACAAACCUUGUCUGUGGAGCACCAGAGCGUUCAUCCUUUUCCUCUUCUGGAGCCAGAAGCUCACUGUGUCAAGUGUUCAAUGGUGCUGUAGCAUUAGAAGAAUCAUCAACACUGUGUGAAUGCAUGAGGAAACCUCAUUUACACUGAAGUCGUAUGUAAAUAACAUAUGAUAAUAUGGAUUUGAUUUGCAAUUCUGUUAUGAAAUGAAUCCUAGAUCUUUAGCCACUGUGAAAGUCUUCACACACUUCUGCAUUCUCGCACUGCUUUGAGGGGUUUCUGAAACAGCGGCAUCUGGUGCCCAACAUUGUAUAGACAAACACAUCUCCUUAAAAGGUGUGAGCCCCACACAGGAGGCACACAACAGGUGGGGACUGUGACCAUAGGCCAAGUUCCAUCCCAAAGGCGCUGGGUAAAAAAAAAAUAGAAGAGUAAACAUACCUAUAAAUCCCCUUGGUUCAUACAAAUAAAAAAUUUAUUUCAUUCAUACCCUUCAAGGCAAAUUUGAGUGAACUGGGAAUUCACACUAUGUGAAUGGCAACUGAAACUCUUCAUUUGACCUAGUGGCAUUAGGAGCCUUGAUAUGUCACACAGUAUACCCUUUUGUCCAAUCAGCUCUACCCACAAAUGUUCAUUGUAAUGAGCCAUUGGUCCAGGUCAAGGCCUCAGGCACACCAUGAUCACGACACUCUAACAGCAACUCCCCUUGGUUAUUCUGCUGUUGCCCCAAGACAUGGAGAACCUGUGGCUACUGUUCUCCAGGACCAGUCCUUUCACAUGCUCCAGUGGUUCAUAAAUGGGGUAGAUAAUAGGGUAGGCCAAUCUAAGGCCAGUAUCUGGGUCUGGAUUGUAGCUGAGCAUUUCAGUCCCAGCCGCUGGGAUCAUCCCCUUCAGUAGAGGUGUGGAACCAGCUCUCCUAGAUCCCUGUCAUUGGGACUAGCUCUCCUAUGGCAUGGUGUGGGGCGGGGCCAUCUCCCUUGUGUGUUGAGGCCAGCUCUUCCAUGAGGAGUGGUACCAGCUCUGCUGCUGCAUUGUCCAGCAAGGGGCAGGGCCAGUGAUGGGAGGGACUGGCUCAGCAAGGUCCUUGGAUUUCAACACUGAUGGAUCCUAUGAUGCCCUGUGAUAACAUGGAUCAUUGACAUCAACACAGACCCCAGCUGCAGCAGGAACAUGGGCCUUUACAUGGCCCUCAGGAGCAUCUUGGGCCCUGAUGUCACCAUGGCCCCAGUGGAAGCACAGGCUACCCUGAUCAGUAUGGUCCCCAGGCAGCAUGACCCUCAGACAGCAACAUGGUCUCAGGUGACAGACCAGAGCCCAGGCAUCUGCACAGUCCUUGGUAGUAACAGGAGCCACAGACAUCAACUUAGUUGCUGGCUGCAAACUCAGACCAUGGCAUCUUAGUCCCCAGAUUGGGGUUUAUUUAUUCCAUUGACAGGUUAGAAUGGCUAGUUGAGCAGAGACUGUGGAAGAGGGGCUGAUAUCUGGAGUCUCUGUUUCUAAUUGUCAGGAGACACAGCUGACCCUUCUUCCUACCAUACACACAUUCUUACUGAUGUCCUGUCUAAGCCCUGACAACACACUCCUCCUUGGUUUCACUGUGGAAGACACAACACAAUGCUGGUUGUUGAAGAACUGGGGUAGAUCAGCUCAUUUCAUCAUACCUGCAGCCCUGACUCAUGUUUUUCUGCCAAUGUAUCCUGAAAUGAGGAGGGGAGGGAGGAGAACAGUAGAUGGAAAUUUCUACUCUCCAGUCUUGCCUUGCCCAGCACUCCUGAUGAAUCUAUUCCACCUGUGGUCCUGCAGCUUCUUGUAUAAUAAUCACUCAUAGGCUUAUAUUAAUUACAAACUGUAUGGCCUAUAUAUCCAGCUACUUGCUAGCUAGCUCUUUCAUCUUAAAUUAACCCAUUUCUAGAAAUCUGUAUGUUGCCAGGUGGCCGUGGCAUUACCAGUCUGCUGACAUCUUGUUGCUCCUUCUGUGGCAGGAUAGGGUCUAUCCCAACUCUGCCAUUCUUCUCUCUGGAUCUCUGCUUGGAUUUUCCACCUGGAUGUAAACCUCCUUGCCGUAGGCCAAAACAGCUUUAUUUAUUAUCCAAAUGGGAGCCACAUAUAUCCACAACAUACAGAAAGACAUCCCACAACAAAGAGCAGCCACUUUUGUCCCUGGAUAGCAGGUUACAGGGAAGUGUAUUCCUUUAGAGACUUGAUUUCACAGUGAGACCUGCAAGGAAAGAGUGAGUCAAGGUCACAUGUGGGAGCAGAGUCUGUGAAAAACCCAAUCUGCUCACAUCAGAGCUAAGACACCUCCACUGUCUCUGAGAGGAACACCAGGGUCCCUUCUUUAGUCACAAAGGAAAUUGUAGAAGAACAUCAUCCUGGAGCAAUAGAAGGUACAAGGCACUCACUGUGCCUGAUGCAUAUGUGCAUGCGUGCGUGCGUCUGUGUGUGUGUGUGUGUGUGUGUGUGUGUGUGUGUGUGUGUUUGUGUGUGUAUGUGUGUGUUUGCACAAAGGUCAAUCUGCAUGUAUGUGUAUUUGUGUGUAACUGAUGACCCAGUACUUGUAGCUACAUACUAACCAAAGAGACAUUAGUCCACCCAAGCAUGUGGCUCUAUCAGGCUUUGUCUUUUCCACAAUUCCCUCUGCCUUGCUGAAAACAAUUAGAUCACAUCCCUAAAACAAGCCACCAAGGUCUAUUCCCUUACUUGGUCACUUCUUCCUCCUGAGAUUGACUACCAAGGUCCAGUUAUCAAAGUAUUUGAGUCUGUCAAUCAACAGCCCCCUUUGGCUCACCUAAUUAACAUGUCCAAUCAAAAUAUACCACCACAUCCUAGCUCACUCUAACACAGACCUCCCCUUUUUCUCUUCUUAAAAAUGACACCUGCAAGGUCAUUUGCUGCUGUUUUUCUGCCUGAGUCAGAAAACAGCCAUUUUAACUUUUUUUCCCUCUUAAUAAAGUAUCUCUCUGUGAAA